AUGUUGAACAAGAUGACCUCCUCUCAGCAGCAGCAGAUGAUGAGAGGUCCUAGGCUGAACCGGGCCUUGUCCGACCCAUUGCUUGUGCUGCUCCUGGCCCUCCAGCUGCUGGUCGUGGCAGGCCUGGUGCGCGCUCAGACCUGCCCAUCCGUCUGCUCCUGCAGUAACCAGUUCAGUAAGGUCAUCUGCACGCGGCGCGGUCUCCGCGACGUCCCCGAUGGCAUAUCCACCAACACUCGCUACCUGAACCUGCAGGAGAACCUCAUCCAGGUCAUCAAGGUGGACAGCUUCAAGCACCUGAGACACUUGGAGAUCCUGCAGCUGAGCAAAAACCACAUCCGCAACAUUGAACUGGGGGCUUUCAAUGGACUGGCCAGCUUAAACACCCUGGAGCUCUUUGACAACCGCCUCACCACCAUCCCCAACGGGGCGUUUGAGUACCUCUCCAAGCUGAAAGAGCUCUGGCUGAGGAAUAACCCCAUAGAGAGCAUCCCCUCCUAUGCCUUCAAUAGAGUGCCGUCGCUACGCCGGCUGGACCUUGGGGAGCUCAAGCGUCUCUCUUACAUAUCGGAAGGGGCCUUUGAAGGGCUGAGCAACCUGCGCUACCUGAACCUGGGUAUGUGCAACCUAAAGGAAAUCCCCAACCUGAUUCCCCUGGUGAGGCUGGAUGAGCUGGAGAUGUCUGGCAACCAACUGGCGGUCAUCAAGCCCGGCUCGUUCAAAGGGCUCAUUCACCUGCAGAAGCUAUGGAUGAUGCACGCCCAGAUCCAAACCAUAGAGAGGAACUCUUUUGACGACCUGCAGUCGCUAGUGGAGCUCAACCUGGCCCAUAACAACCUGACCCUGUUGCCCCACGAUCUGUUCACGCCCUUGCAUCACCUGGAGAGGGUGCACUUACACCACAAUCCAUGGAAUUGUAACUGUGAUAUUCUCUGGCUGAGCUGGUGGUUGAAAGAGAUGGUGCCGGCCAACACUAGUUGCUGUGCCCGCUGCAGCUCCCCGUUCAGCCACAAGGGGCGCUACAUCGGGGAACUGGACCAGAACUACUUUCAUUGUUAUGCUCCUGUUAUUGUGGAGCGCCCAACAGACCUGAAUGUGACAGAGGGCAGCCCCGCAGAGCUCAAAUGCAGGGCCAGCUCCCUGACAUCUGUCAGUUGGAUUACCCCCAACGGCUCCGUCAUGACACACGGUGCGUACAGGGUCCGCAUCUCUGUUCUGAACGACGGGACCUUGAACUUCACCAAUGUUUCCAUGCAGGACACGGGCACCUACACGUGCAUGGUGAGCAAUUCGGCGGGCAACACGACCGCCUCCGCCACGCUCAACGUGACGUCCACCGAAAACAGCGGCUUCAGCUACUUCACCACGGUGACGGUGGAGACCAUAGAGACCCCACACAACGAGGGCUUCACCACGGUGCAGCAGAACGUGAGACCCACCACGUCCGGUCCCUGGGAGUCUAUCUCCGCCAGCUCCACCACCACCACCACCACCACCACAGCCCGGAGGUCGCAGUCCACCCGGACGACGGAGAGGACGUACACCGUCCCCGUCACGGAGCUGGGCGGAGAGGGCUCUCUCAACGGCCUGGACGAGGUCAUGAAGACCACCAAGAUCAUCAUUGGCUGCUUCGUGGCCAUCACGCUGAUGGCGGCCGUCAUGCUGAUCAUCUUCUACAAGAUGCGGAAGCAGCACCACCAGCAGAACCACCACGCGCCCCAGCGCACCAUCGAGAUCAUCAACGUGGACGAGGACUGCGUGACCGGCGGUCCAGGCAUGGAGGGACACCUUUCCCUUCCCCCACUGGAGCAUGAGCACCUCAACCAUUACAACAGCUACAAGAACGCGUACAACCACGUCUCCACCAUCAACUCCAUACACAGCUCCGCGCAUGAACCUUUAUUGAUCCGGGCGAGCUCCAAAGACAAUGUGCAAGAGACCCAGAUCUGAUCUGCUUUCGUUUUCGUUUUCCCGGAAUGGAACGGGACACACACUGAUUCAUUCAAGUAUAGACGAUAUUUACAAGACGAUUAUUGGCCGAGAGGUUGAGGAGUUUGCCGGCCAUUGAAGGGGACAAACCUGGAUGUGUCCUCGGCUAAUCAUUUGUUGGUGAUGUUUAUUCAAUGACUUUGGGA
Gadus chalcogrammus (walleye pollock) is the source of this 2135-nucleotide messenger RNA. RefSeq names its product leucine rich repeat containing 4C, genome duplicate a (gene lrrc4ca). Gene Ontology annotation, cellular component: glutamatergic synapse; postsynaptic density membrane; plasma membrane. Gene Ontology annotation, biological process: synaptic membrane adhesion; modulation of chemical synaptic transmission; regulation of axonogenesis. Bases 1 to 1950 code for a protein of 649 amino acids. The transcript has a single exon. The record is from RefSeq and is a predicted model, not a curated record. Lineage: Eukaryota; Metazoa; Chordata; Actinopteri; Gadiformes; Gadidae. Gene Ontology annotation, molecular function: cell-cell adhesion mediator activity.